Molecule: messenger RNA, 643 nt
Organism: Scylla paramamosain (green mud crab)
Lineage: Eukaryota; Metazoa; Arthropoda; Malacostraca; Decapoda; Portunidae
Gene: kud
Exons: 5
Coding region: 16-549 (177 amino acids)
Biological process (GO): protein N-linked glycosylation
Cellular component (GO): membrane-bounded organelle
Source: RefSeq, a predicted model, not a curated record
AGACUGUCCUCACGUAUGUGUGAGAGAGAGAGAAUAAGCGCGACCACCACCCCACCUCCACCUCCUGCAUCCCUCUAUUCAAAACAGGUGCCGUGUCCCUGCACCAGUCACUCCUCUCAACUGUUGUCCCGCAGCUCCACUCGCUUCAUCUCACCUGCAAUGUCACCCCGCAGUGUGCGCCUGCCCGCAAGCAAACCAAUAAAGUCGCCAGUAACAUCAAGACUAAGAUCAAGUGGCGAUGCAGGAUUUGCUGGCAGGCCAAGGUGGCGGGACGUCAUUGGUUCAGCUCGUCAAAACACCGGGAACAUGGUUGGACUGGAAUCUAUGUCAAGAUAUGUGUCUCCGGUGAAUCCGGCCAUCUACCCUCACCUCACCCUUGUGCUGAUGAGCAUUGGGGUGUUCUUCACGGCCUGGUUCUUUGUUUAUGAAGUCACGUCCACAAAGCUCACCCGUGACUUCUUUAAGGAAUGCCUGAUAGCCCUUGUCGCUUCAGUAUUCAUGGGAUUUGGAAUUCUCUUCCUGCUGCUUUGGGUUGGAAUAUACGUAUGAGAGAUGAGAGAAUCCUCAGCAGAUGUGUGUGUGUGAAGUGUGAGUAAGAUUGAGGCAUUCCAACAUUUGUAUACAGAAUAAAGGACUAAAUCUA